Molecule: messenger RNA, 2940 nt
Organism: Petromyzon marinus (sea lamprey)
Lineage: Eukaryota; Metazoa; Chordata; Hyperoartia; Petromyzontiformes; Petromyzontidae
Product: abl interactor 1-like
Biological process (GO): neuron migration
Cellular component (GO): SCAR complex; actin-based cell projection; lamellipodium
Molecular function (GO): SH3 domain binding; signaling adaptor activity
Source: RefSeq, a predicted model, not a curated record
CAGUGGCUGCCAGUGGAGGAGGGAGGAGGAGGAGGGGACACGCGCGGCAGGCGAAGAUGGCGGAGCUGCAGCAGCUGCUGGAGGAGGAGGUCCCCGCGGCGCGGGCCGCGCUCCUCGAGAGCCACGGCAACCUGCAGCGAGUCGCCGACUACUGCGAGGGCAACUACGUGACGGCCCCAGAUAAGCGGCAAGCGCUUGAGGAGACCAAGGCGUACACUACUCAGUCCCUGGCCAGCGUCGCCUACCAGAUCAACACGCUCGCCAACAAUGUGCUACAGAUGCUGGACAUCCAGGCCUCACAGCUCGGCAAGAUGGAGUCGGCAAUCAACCACAUCUCACAGACGGUGGGCAUCCACAAAGAAAAGGUGGCCCGGCGUGAGAUCGGCAUUCUGACCACCAACAAGAACACGACACGCACACACAAGAUCCUGGCACCCGUCAACCCCGAGCGACCUGUGCGCUACGUGCGCAAGCCACUGGACUUCAACGUGUUGGAUGACAUCGGCCACGGCAUGAAGUGGCUUCUGAAGGCUAAGCAGGGAAACAACCCCAACGGAAGGACCAGCAGUAUUUCCCGGAGCACACCGCCCACUCAAAAACCUCCCAGCCCUCCUUCAGUCAGCAGAGGAACCAUUGGCACUCUGGGACGCAAGGGAAGGAGCUCUCCCUACCGGACUCUGGAGCCGGUUCGGCCGCCGGCUCUGCCUAACGAUUACACAGCCAGCCCGGGUUGGGGGCCUCCAACCUCUCAGCAGCACCUACAGAGCCCUGCACGUACUGCUUCCCUCAACCAAAGGGCUCGAACAUACAGUGGCAGCAGUGGAGGCAGCCGGAGCGGAGGCAGCCGGGAGAAUAGUGGCAGCGGCAGCGUGGGCAUUCCCAUCCCUGUGCCCCCACCCUCCAUACCAAGCGUCUUCAGCCAAGGUCCACCUACUUCCUCUUACCCGCCACCACCUUCCCCCAUGCCUGCUGACGUUUACAACAAUUCUUUUCCCCCUCCAGCCCCACCACUUUCAGCAUCCAUUGGUGUGCCAGCCCCACCUCCUCCCCCUCCCAUGUUUGCUGGGCCCGGUUCCCAAUACAACUCCAUGCCAAGGCAGAUGACGCGGAAUAACUCGGCCACGUCCAUCAGCUCAGGAGGCUCGCGCCGUCCCCCAUCUGUUACCUCCCAGUCCUCGCAACUCAAUGGCGGCCCCUUCUACAGCCACAACCCCAUGUCACAUGCGCCGCCCCCUCCGCCAAUGCCCCAGCUCACCCCACAGAUUCCCCUCACGGGCUUUGUGGCCCGCAUGCAGGAGAACAUUGCAGACAGCCCAACACAAGCAUUGCCUCCGCCCCCGGAUGAUCUGGUGGGCUUUGGCUCUGGGGGCGAUGACUCGCUACUGCCUCCACCACCCCCCAUCGACUACGACGAAGAAGCCUCCGUGGUGCAAUACUCGGACCCCUAUGCAGACGGGGAUCCCGAAUGGGCACCCAAAAUCUACAUUGAGAAGGUGGUGGCAGUGUAUGACUACGUCCAGGACAAGGAUGAUGAGCUGAGCUUUCACGAGGGCUCCAUCAUCUAUGUGGUCAGGAAAAACGAUGACGGCUGGUACGAGGGUGCCACCAAUGGCCACACAGGGCUCUUCCCCGGCAACUACGUGGAGCCCAUAAUGCACUACGCUGACUAGCGUGUGGUCCUCCUAUCUGCUGUGCGCCAAGACAACACCUCGGCAUCCCACCGAUGCGCAGGCGGUGCUGGAAUUUCUAAAUGUGGUUAGAGACCAUCUACAUCAAUAAAGGUCAAUUCAGCAUCUCUUAAAAGUAAAAGAGCACAAAUGGUAAUGGAGGUCCAAAGUUUGCAUUUUUUUAUUAAUGCGUUUGACAAAAUCUACCACUAGAUGUAAGACAAGUUCUUGGUAGUUUAAAUGCCUACAACUUACAUGCAAGGAGCUUAAAUUGUUUUAUACUAGAAAGGGUGGCUUGGUAUCUUAUCUGGUGUGGAAGUUUUACUGUUGAAUGUGAGAUUUGUGAAUAUUCUAUCCAACUGUUGCAGUGCACUGUGUCAGUAUUGACAUGUGUUAAAACCUGUGGUUAAUCAGACAGGGUCUGAUUUAUUAGUUUUUAACAUCAAACAGCUUUAUACUGUAUUGGGUUGGGGCAUUUUUUUAUACUGCCACUUCUGAAAGUAAACAUGAGAUAUGUGUUCUUAAUCUAUUGGCUGAAACAGCCACAGACAUGCUUACACUGGUGCCAUUAGCAAUACAUAAUUUUGGUAAAAAUGUAUUGGUGGAUUUUUAAUUAACAGGGUGCAAACUAAACCAAAGCCGAGUUUAUUUGUAAAUGUAUUCUUAAGUGCUAAAAAUAUUGGCAUGUGUAUGACAUUUAGCUUACAUGGCUUUACAGUAAAACCUUGGAUUGCGAGUACCUUGGUCUGCGAGUGUUUUGCAAGACGAGCAAAUAAACAAAAAAAUUUUACUUGAUAAACGAGCGAGGUUUGCAAUGCGAUUAGUACGUAUACGCUUUGUCUGCCGAGCGUCACGUGAUCACAACUGAGCCGAUGGUUCUCUCUCGCUGUGGGAUUGUGGGUAAUCGUCUCCCAUGGCUCGGUCUCAGUCGGCGUGCCUCACUCGUAUAGUCAACAUCCGUGCGAGCGUAUACUGUUUACUAUAGUGUUGUGUCCACGUGUGUGUGCGUAAAGCAUUUUUUUUAUUUUGUGUCAAAGUGUAGUGACUGUUCUUUAGUAACUGUACUGCAACAAUGGCCCCCAUGAAAUCUUCAAAAGGAGGCAAAAGCAAGUGUCAUUGGAUAGGUUCCUUGUUAAAGUUGCACAAAAAUAAAAAGAUUCCACUGAGCCAACAGAUAGCAGUGAUUCCGUUAGUGACAGUGAAAGUAGUCCUACACAAUAACCCCCCUCUCCUCACGUCUCCCUCACACCAGCCACGAUUAAAUUUAAUUAAU